Messenger RNA from Rotaria socialis, 1782 nucleotides. The record is from the annotation of a GenBank genome assembly. NCBI's taxonomy places the organism in Eukaryota, Metazoa, Rotifera, Eurotatoria, Philodinida, Philodinidae.
AUGAACAAUCGUACAGAUCCUCGAAAUGAUCAGUCAAAUACUAAUACGAAGAAAAACCGUUAUAAUGAUGAACCACCAUCAAGCGACAAUGACAAAGCUAAUUCAAACGUUUAUCACGAUCAGAUUUCUAAUGUGGUUUUUCAUGGAAGAAUGCCACGACGUAAAACGAUUCCUCCACCAAUAUCCAGUAAUAUGCAACUGAUUAAUUCUCCAGCACCAUCGCCCCGUCGUCUUCGUUCAUCUGAUGGUUCUGAUGAUGAGUACGUCGAGGUCAACAACAACAAGAAGAAAAAACGUAUACAAAAACAAACUGGACAUCUUCAUCCUGAUCAAACUUACCCGAUUCUUGAUUUCAACCUGAACAACAACUGCAACACCACAACAGCUCCUCAUUCAUCAGUUCCAACACACAAAGUAACAUCCCCUGCUCAACCUGUUCAUCAUUUAGCCAAUCCCCUACACCAUCAUCAAGAACGUCCUCAAAUUACACGAGAAUCAACACGGUAUGCACAAACUCGUUAUCCAUUUCCACCGUUCGUCAUUCGUUUCAACUCAUCUAACGUUACGACAAAACAAGUAUCUGAAGAUUUAAUCGAACAUGUCAAAUUAAAAUAUCAAAAAACAAUUCAACUAGCGAAUUGCCGUACAUCAAAUAUUGCUCGCGUUAAUAAUGAACACGAUCUGUUGAUUUACAUAAAAGACUCCGAUUCCUUUUGCUUUCUACUAGAUCAAUCGACUUGGCCAACAAAAUUAUGCAAUUUAGUUUAUACGUUUCCGACCUCUCCUUCUAUUCAACCUCAACUCAGUUUGAUUAUCAAGAAUGUUGAUUUAAGAAUUGAUUUAGAAGAUUUUAUCGACGAUAUCAAAGCGUCGUAUUCUCAUGUUAAAAAUGUUAUAAGGAUGAAGAACAAGUUUCAAAACAACAUCAAGUUGGUUAAAAUUGAAUUAACCUCUCCUUCACUUAAAGAACAAUUGUUAAAUUCAAAGAAAAUAAUUGUCAACCACAUUACUUAUGAUAUCGAUGAAUAUCUUGCUCCAGCUACUGUCUUAAUUUGCUCAAGAUGUAUGGCCAUUGGCCAUUUCAAAAGCCAAUGUAAACAAAUCAAUGAGACAUGUAAGACGUGUGGCGAACAAUGCGUCGAUUUAAAACUGCACAAUUGCUCACAGGUGGAAAAAUGUAUACAUUGUCAACAAAACCAUAAAUCAAAUGCACUUAAAUGUCCAGUCGUUAAAUCUUAUCGUGCAGAACUUACAAAAAAAAUAUUGGAUAUUAAUAGUGGAUCAUUGCCAAAACCAAUGCCGAAAAACAACAUUUUCAAAUAUAAUUACACCUACGAUGCAUCGAAUUUCCCUCCUCUUCCGCAUGCGCAAUCAAAUUUUAAUUCAAAUAACCCGAUGAUGAUCAAACUAGACGAUCUAAUUGAAAAAAUGACGGAAGUUAAAGAACAUUUAGCAACUUUAGCUAUAAAUAAUGAAAAAUUUGAACAGUUCAUACAAGAUAAAAAUCAACAUGAUGAUCUUACUAAACAACAAAUUGACUCACUAUUAAACAAUGAUAAUGCUAUAAAAAAAGAUUUAGUUCAACACAGUUUACUAAUCGAAAGACAUGAAAAUAUGUUUAUCAAAUUAUUAAUACCGAUGUUCGAAGAUCUAUUUACACUGAUAGCUGGUCAAAAUCAAGACAAAAGAGGUAAUACACUUGAUGCUGAUUUAAAGUGUAGAUUGGACCGUUACCUUAUACAAAUGAAAAAAACAAGAGAAGGCAAAAGCUGCUUAAUCUAA